CACAAAUCAAAUAAAACUAGAUAUAUAUAUAUUGUGGGCUUCGAAACGGCAACAAAGAUGACAGGGUUUAGCUCACCUUCUUCAUGGUGUAAGUUGCUCGUAGUAGCCUUAAUCGUGGUGGCUGUUUUGGAGGUGCCGGCGGCGAAGGGGGCAAUAAGUCCUAGCCAGUGCAAGGAGGAGCAGAGGCUUCUGGUGAACCAGUGUAGGGCGGUGAUCUCGGGAAGUAAUGCAUCGCCGGCGUGCUGCCAACGGGUAAGGGUGACGCAUUGGGAGUGUAUCUGCCCGUCUGUGACACCUAAGUUGGCUGCUCUCAUCAAUGUGGGACAUACUAUUAAGCAAAUUGAAGCUUGUGGAAGGAGUGUCCCUCGCAAAUUCAAGUGUGGAAGCAUCACUACUCCAUGAGAAGGACCUAGCCUCUUGUAGCUAGCUUGGAUGGAAUAAACUACAAAGCAAUUUCAAGUGUUCAGGGCCUCAUGAGUUCCUCCUGCUUGUUUUUUUUUUUUUUUUUGUUCAAUGUAAUAAUGUACGUGUGAAAUCUGCGAAAGAUGUUAGCAUGUACCAUGAAUAAGUAUUGUUUAUUUCAGUCUCUUCACUGAUUUGUGCAAUGUAUGGGAAGGCUAAAAAAGAUAAACUUGCGAGAUUUCUUUUUAAAGAA
Messenger RNA from Tripterygium wilfordii, 655 nucleotides. RefSeq lists its product as uncharacterized. Lineage: Eukaryota; Viridiplantae; Streptophyta; Magnoliopsida; Celastrales; Celastraceae. The record is from RefSeq and is a predicted model, not a curated record. The transcript has 2 exons. The coding region runs from base 58 to 402 and encodes 114 amino acids.